Paramecium primaurelia is the source of this 627-nucleotide messenger RNA. NCBI's taxonomy places the organism in Eukaryota, Ciliophora, Oligohymenophorea, Peniculida, Parameciidae. The record is from the annotation of a GenBank genome assembly.
AUGUAUAAAUGCUUAUAAGUAAAUCAUGAAAACGAAGCCAUAAUAGGAUUUUGUUUUAAUUCUAAGUGUUAAUGUGCUUCCUAAUAUUGUAUCAAAUGCUUAAUUGAAUUACAUUAAGGUCAUCAAUCUGAUUGCAUUGGAUUAUUAACAAUUCCUGAUUUUAUAAAUAAAUAUAUUUCAUAUUAGAGUUAAUAGAUAAAAAAUUCAAAAGAUAUCUACUUUCGAGUAGAAAAGAAGAUUGUUUCAAAAAUGAAAAGAAUGGAUGAAAAUAUUUAAAAUCUAAAAAUUUUGGAUUAAGCAUUACAAAACGAGGAUUACAUCAAAUUAAAAUCAUCNCUUCGUGAGCUUGAUUAGAUUUCAUACUAUAAACUAUAUAAUAUUAACUAAUUAUCAAUUGUUAUUCAAUAUCAAGUGAUAUUUUAAUGCACUUCAUUUUAUAUUUUUGAUCCAGUUUUAUAUAAAUAUUUAAAAACUAUGUAACAAUUGUUUUAUUAAAUGUUGAAUUAAAAUUAGAUCCAUAUUUUUUAUUUUCAAUUGUAUAAAUGUAAUAGUCGAGCUCUUAGAAUAAAAAAGUAAUUUAAUUGUAAUGAGAAUCAAGGAUCUAACUUUAGAUAAGAUUAUUAUUGA